Messenger RNA from Leptosia nina, 3177 nucleotides. The record is from the annotation of a GenBank genome assembly. Lineage: Eukaryota; Metazoa; Arthropoda; Insecta; Lepidoptera; Pieridae.
AUGAAAAUCAAACACUAUCCAGGAAAAGCGGUCAUGGAGGACCCGUGGCUUUCGUUAAACGACAGAACUAUGGAUCUCGUUUAUGCUGCCAACUGGGUCGGCGCAGAAAAUCUAAACGAUUACAACAGUAGCAGCAGUAGUCAAUCAAAUGGAUCCAAAUUUAAUUCUAUAUCAAGAAGCAAAUCGUGCCGCGAUGUAGGCCGAAGCGUAGAUAACGAUCAAUUUGAUAGACCGUACGAAGCGGCACAUAAUGGAUAUAAUUACUCAACCGAGUUUCCUAGCAAUAACAAUAUAUCACAAUUAGCGAAGUAUCAACAAGAUAUAGAAGAAAAAACCAGGUCUAAUAGCAAUUUGCUAAUUCAAAAUAAAUUGAAACAUAGUUAUAGUUUUAAAGACAUGCCCAAUGGUUACAAACCCUCGACGUUAAGAAGAGUUAAGCGUAGAAAUUUCACUGAAUGGGACAUAGAUGCGUUCGGUAAUGGUGAGCGACCACCUGUGCCACCACAAAGAAAAGAGUCUCUGAAAUACGCUCACCGACAGCGGAAGGUAGACUCCAAAAAGAAUUACUACCCACAUCCCGACCCAGGUCCUGUACCUCCAGACCCAUCGUCAGAAUCGUAUUACGAGUAUUACUCCAGAGUAAGCCAGCAAAAUAACGAUACUGACAGCGAUAAAAUUAAACUGCAGAGGGAUCCAAAGAAAGAGGCUUACAGCACGAUUUCGAAAAACUCAAAUGGUCUUGGAAAAGAUGUGUACAAUAUCAUCAACUCCAUGGCGACUCUAGACCUAGCUCCUAACAAAUCUAGGUCCGGAAAAACCAAACACGAUAGGGAUAGUGAUGCGGAAAACUUCGGUUUAUAUAAUAAUCAUGAUGGAUCUACAUGCAAACAAAUUCCUCCACACACAAAGCAAAUUAACACUGAACGGAACGGUCGUGUAGACGAUACGCGACCCAAUUUUCGUUCUAAGUCAUUAAGAGUGAAGAGUGACAGUAGAGCUCCGUUGAAAGCGUAUUUGGACACAAUGGAAUAUGGCGACAACGCUUUCAAUAACGUUACUGUCACUCAACCGAAGAGGAACCUCUCUCCGAGCGAACAACUGACGUUAAUGCAGUACGAAAUGUGUAAAGGAAGUCAAAAUCCGCCUCUACCGGUCAUCAGUAACGGUUAUAACUCAGUUAAAUGGGGGAAAGAAAGUGACCAUCGGACUAAAAACGGUGCCAAUAGCACUGAUAAGUACAGCAAAUUAUAUAAUACAGUGCGUGUGAAAAGUGACGACAGAUAUGAUAGGUACAACGACAUUUUAUCUCCGGGGCAGCCCGGAGAGCGGAUAAGCGAAGAACGUGUUAGUGAUAAAGCGAAGAACGGUGCAUAUCGCAGUGCUAAAAGUUCAUCCAGCGGUUCCGAUUCGGACUUUUCUAUACCGAGACCUAAACUCAUUGUGCCUGUGCAUACUUAUGGUACACGAAAGCGAAGGACAGGGAACCUUUGUCAGCGCGAUAGUACCGCGACUGAGUCGACGUUGGACGCCGGCAUUUUGCUUGACGUGUCGCGUCUAGAAGACCAGACCAAAGAAAAUCACCGGAAUGGAAAUUCAGAGGGCAAAGUGGAAGUGUCACGAGAGAACAAAUACCUCAGCACAAUGGCCCCAGGAAAAGUAUUUGGUGAGCUGGCUAUCCUCUACAAUUGCAAGAGGACAGCCACCAUAAAGGCUGCUACCGAUUGUCGACUCUGGGCUAUCGAGCGGCAAUGCUUCCAGACCAUAAUGAUGCGUACUGGGCUUAUCCGGCAAGCUGAAUAUACGGACUUCCUUAAAAGUGUCCCCAUCUUCAAGAAUCUACCCGAAGACACGCUCAUCAAAAUAUCUGACGUUCUUGAAGAGACACAUUAUCAAAAUGGCGACUACAUCAUUCGGCAAGGCGCUAGAGGAGACACAUUCUUCAUUAUUUCUAAGGGACAGGUCAAGGUAACGCAGAAGCAACCCAACAGCAAUGAUGAAAAAUUCAUAAGAACUCUCACUAAAGGCGAUUUCUUCGGCGAAAAAGCAUUACAAGGAGACGAUCUUCGAACGGCGAACAUUGUCUGCGACUCGCCAGAGGGCACCACAUGUCUCGUUAUCGAUCGAGAAACCUUCAAUCAGUUGAUCUCGACCCUUGACGAAAUCCGCACCAAAUACAAGGACGAAGGCGACGAUAGACAAAGGCUAAACGAAGAAUUCGCCAACCUCCGCUUGUCAGACCUUCGCAUCAUAGCGACCUUGGGUAUCGGAGGCUUCGGCCGAGUGGAACUGGUGCAAAUCCAAGGAGACUCGAGCAGGUCCUUCGCUCUGAAACAAAUGAAGAAAGCCCAGAUCGUUGAGACGAGACAGCAACAGCACAUCAUGUCAGAAAAAGAGAUAAUGUCCGAAAUGAACUGUGAAUUCAUAGUGAAGUUGUAUAAAACGUUCAAGGACCGUAAAUACUUGUAUAUGCUGAUGGAGACUUGCCUUGGUGGAGAGUUGUGGACUAUCUUGAGGGAUAGAGGACAAUUCGAUGACUCAACUACAAGAUUCUACACGGCAUGUGUAGUUGAAGCGUUCCACUAUUUACAUUCUAGAAAUAUUAUUUACAGAGAUCUCAAGCCUGAGAACUUACUACUAGACUCUAAAGGGUACGUGAAGUUAGUAGACUUCGGCUUCUCCAAGAAGUUGCAAGCGAGCCGCAAGACUUGGACCUUCUGUGGUACUCCGGAGUACGUCGCGCCAGAAGUCAUCAUGAACAGAGGUCAUGACAUCAGCGCGGAUUAUUGGUCAUUGGGUGUUCUGAUGUUUGAGCUUCUAACUGGUUCACCACCCUUUACUGGCGCGGACCCCAUGAAGACAUACAACAAGAUAUUGAAGGGUAUCGAUGCAGUGGAGUUCCCUCGAUGCAUAACACGAAACGCUGCUAAUCUCAUCAAGAAGUUGUGCAGAGAUAAUCCAGCUGAAAGACUUGGCUACCAGCGCGGUGGUAUCACUGAAAUUCAAAAGCAUAAAUGGUUCGACGGUUUUAACUGGGAAGGUCUCGCUAUGCGAACACUGGAACCACCCAUCAAGCCUACGGUUAAGUCUGCCAUAGAUACCCACAACUUCGACCAAUACCCCCCGGAUGCAGAUGAACCGCCACCCGACGAUUUAUCAGGAUGGGACGCGACGUUCUAG